Aphanomyces invadans is the source of this 449-nucleotide messenger RNA. RefSeq lists its product as hypothetical. NCBI's taxonomy places the organism in Eukaryota, Oomycota, Saprolegniomycetes, Saprolegniales, Verrucalvaceae. The transcript is spliced from 2 exons. Bases 1 to 195 code for a protein of 64 amino acids. The record is from RefSeq and is a predicted model, not a curated record.
AUGUCGGACCAACAAGCCACCCAACCUGUCUGCCCGGUCUCGAGGGAAGCCCAGGCUGUUUACAUCUCCUGCCAACAUUUCCGACACCUCGUGCGAGAGUCUCGCGCGGUUGGCGCGGCCGCACUAGACGGCCGCGCAUUGCUCGCUGUCCUCUCGCAGCCGCUUGCGACGGACGUGGCCCGUGAAGAACUCUAAUGUGCGCCGGCAUCUCGACUCGACGUUCGCGUCCACCGACGCCACCAAAACGCACACUUCAAGACAUCCAGCCCCCAUCGUCCAUACACAUCUACGUGGGAAUGUUCCGCUCCAUCUCUUCCCGGCCACUCGCAGCUCCAGCAUGAUGCCAAGGAACGCCGUGCUCCACACAACAUCUGUCGACACCACGUGAUACAAUUGCUGAUAUGUGCGAGGCGCUGUCCAUCUGCAUUCACGAUCACGACAUGUGUCGA